Molecule: messenger RNA, 2739 nt
Organism: Phasianus colchicus (ring-necked pheasant)
Lineage: Eukaryota; Metazoa; Chordata; Aves; Galliformes; Phasianidae
Gene: ATG4C
Product: autophagy related 4C cysteine peptidase
Biological process (GO): autophagosome assembly; protein delipidation; piecemeal microautophagy of the nucleus
Cellular component (GO): cytoplasm
Molecular function (GO): protein-phosphatidylethanolamide deconjugating activity; cysteine-type endopeptidase activity
Source: RefSeq, a predicted model, not a curated record
GGGCUCACCGCGCGGGAAGCGGCGGGCCCCAUCCCGCCCGGCAGCCGGGGCGGAGGCUCAGCGCAGAGCCGCGGUGCCGGCUGCCGCUCCGCCCCAAGGUACGGCGGCCGCGAAGGGCCGCGGCGCUGCGACGGCGCGAGCGGGGAAGCGUCGAUCGCCCCGCGAGGCGCCGGUGGGGGCGGAAAGGCGAGCGCGGGCAGUUCAACGGAGAACAGCACAGGGAAAGGCAGAUACAGGAUUCUCUGUUUAAAAUAAGGAGGUAGCAGAAUUUAAUGUCUUGCAAGACAGCGAUGGCUUUUCCUCUAGAAUUUGAAUAUGGAGGCCACAGGGACAGAUGAAGUGGAAAAAAUAAAAUCAAAGUUUAUGUCAGCAUGGAACAACAUGAAAUACAGUUGGGUGUUGAAAACAAAAACUUACUUCAGUAGAAACUCCCCAGUCUUUCUGCUGGGAAAAUGUUACCACUUCAAAUCUGACGAGUCUGGUGAAUUCUCUACAGAGGGUUCCAACUUUGAUAAAAUCAACACAGAGAUUUCAGGAAACGUUGAGGAGUUUCGUAAAGAUUUCAUUUCUAGAAUAUGGCUGACUUACCGAGAGGAAUUUCCUCAGAUAAAGGGCUCUGCACUAACAACAGACUGUGGCUGGGGCUGCACGCUCAGAACUGGUCAGAUGUUGCUGGCUCAAGGCCUUAUGCUUCAUUUCCUUGGUAGAGCCUGGGUCUGGCCAGAUGCCUUGGACAUUGAAAAUUCAGAUUCUGACUCCUGGACAGCCCACACAGUUAAAAAACUGACAGCAUCGUUGGAAGCAUCGCUUACAGCAGAAAGAGAACCCAAGAUCCUGUCAAACCAUCAGGAGAGAAUAAGAAGAAACUGUGGUGACGGUGAAAUGAGAAAUGAAAUUUAUCACAGAAAAAUAAUUUCUUGGUUUGGCGACUCUCCGCUGGCAGCUUUUGGCUUACAUCAGCUAAUAGAAUAUGGAAAGAAGUCUGGGAAAAUUGCUGGAGAUUGGUAUGGGCCUGCAGUUGUUGCACACAUUUUAAGAAAAGCUGUUGAAGAAGCAAGAGACCCUGAACUGCAGGGAGUAACAGUCUAUGUUGCUCAGGAUUGCACAGUCUACAGCUCAGAUGUUAUUGACAGACAGUGUUCUUUUAUGGAUUCUGGAGAAACAGACACAAAAGCUGUAAUUAUAUUAGUUCCAGUGAGACUCGGUGGAGAAAGAACAAACAUGGACUACUUAGAGUUUGUAAAGGGUAUUUUAAGCCUUGAGUAUUGUGUUGGUAUUAUUGGUGGCAAACCCAAGCAGUCGUAUUACUUUGCUGGAUUUCAAGAUGACAGUUUGAUUUACAUGGAUCCUCAUUACUGCCAAUCUUUUGUAGAUGUCAGCAUAAAGGAUUUCCCUCUUGAGUCAUUCCACUGUCCUUCUCCCAAAAAGAUGUCAUUCAAAAAAAUGGAUCCGAGCUGUACGAUAGGAUUUUACUGUAGAACUGUGCAGGACUUUGAGAAGGCUUCUGAGGAAAUAACAAAGAUGCUGAAAUCCUCAUCCAAGGAAAAAUACCCCUUGUUUACUUUUGUGAAGGGUCAUUCCAGAGACUAUGACUUUGCUUCCAGUCCACUCCAUGAAGAAAAUGACCUUUUCUCUGAGGAUGAAAAGAAAAGAUUAAAGAGAUUUAGUACUGAGGAGUUUGUCUUGCUGUAAGGACAUUUCCCACCAGGUUAUUGGCAGCUGUCCAGGAGAACACUUGCCUUUAAAAAAAAAUAAAAUAAAAUGUGUCCUCCUCCUCCGAAAAGGCAAGCCGUGCUGAAAUUGGUCUAUUUUCAUAAAGAUGAUAAUGUUUUAUAUGUUAAUAGUCUUCAAAAUGUCAUUUCUAAAUGUAUGUACUAAUUAUUGUGGUUCACCACUAGCUGGAUGAUGUUCAGGUUGCCUUGUGCUGGUGCAGAGGGGUGGCAGUGCUUAGAGCCAGCUCUGCUGGCUCUGCCUGGGUCCUGGUGUCACCUCCUAAAAAGCUGCUCCCAACCCUGACCUGCAGCCCUCAGGUUCUUCAGUGUGGGACAGCUCCUGAGCAGAGCUCAGUGCUUUGGUUUUCCAUCACAGGCACGCAGCCAUGGGUUUGGGGACCGUGUUAUUACAUGUGGUGAGGGCAGAGCUCUGACCUGGUUCACCGGUAAGCCCAAAUAAUAGUUAAUGCAGUAAUUGUGAGUUACCUUUCUUACACCGCGCUGCUCAGAUGUGAGUUUGAUACAGCAGUAGUAAUUGUCAGUUGCAAUACUGAUAUAAUUAUAUAGGCUCAAUUGUGAGUUAAGAUACUAUUUAGCAGUAUGAUUUUAUAAUGGUUUCUCAUUAAGCUUGCUUUGGAACCUUAAUAUGAGGAGUGAAGAUAAAGUAUUACCUUGCCCCACAAUUUUUAAAGGUUAUACUAUUAAAUUAACUGCAACCAAUCAAAGCAGCUGAGGACAAUUACUAGAAGAGUGGUGUUUGUUUCCUGAUCCAACGAUUGCAGUGCUGAGGCUCCUUUCCUACUAGUGCAGCUUCUAGAUCAAAGCAAACAGGGCAGUGGGUGUUUAAAAUUCCAGGGUGUGAUUAUUUUUUUAUAUGUUAUUACUGUACAAAUGAUGACUUGAUAGUGUGUGUUCUCAAACUGCAAACAAAUGUACAUAAACAGGUUCAUGUUUUAACAAAGUAAAUGCAAUAUUUAAAAUAUGUAUUAACGCUGCUUAGAAAAUAAAAAAGGUGUGAGACAUGAAA